Molecule: messenger RNA, 2667 nt
Organism: Humulus lupulus (European hop)
Lineage: Eukaryota; Viridiplantae; Streptophyta; Magnoliopsida; Rosales; Cannabaceae
Exons: 1
Coding region: 1-2667 (888 amino acids)
Molecular function (GO): zinc ion binding
Source: RefSeq, a predicted model, not a curated record
AUGGAAUUGGAUGGAAUGGCCUUGGACUUGGGACAUAAACUUCCAGUGGGUUUUAUGUACAAACCAAUAGGAAAGGUGCUUAAUAUGGGCUACAUGGUGGUAGGGGAUAAGGAGAUCCUAAGAAUUGUAGAGGAUAUUGAGAGGAAUCGGGCUACAAAGAUUGACAUAUUUCUUGUUUUUCCUGAAACAGUUCUACCUUUAGAUUGGAAGGAAGAUUCAGAAGCUGUUAAACAUGUCCCUGCUAACAUUUUACCUCCUCUGAAAAGAUGUAUUAUAGAGGAAUUACCAGAUGAUUGUGAUGUCCCUACAGAUGUUGUUGGUAUCCCUGUUGAUGCAACCAUUGAUGGGGAACAAGAAGAGUUUGAUGUUGAUCAAUAUUCUGAGGAAUUUCAUGAUGCUGCCUUUGAUGAACCUGAUAAAGAGGAAUAUGAAGAAGAGUUUGACUACAUGGAUGAUGAAAGUGAUAUGGAAGACCAAAUACCAGAGGUGGUUGUGCUUUCAGAUUCAGAGGAUGAUAUUGGUGAUGUGAGGGAGGAUACAGUUGAGGAGAACCAAGACCCGGUUCAAAGUGACAGAAAUAGGAAAGGAAAGCAAGCUGAUGUGAGGGAAAAUACAGCUGAGAAGAGCCAAGACAAAGUUCAGAGUGACAGAAAAGGGAAAGCAAAGCAAAGUGAUGAAGAUUUCAUAUUGGAGGAGGAAGAGUUUGAGCAAGAUGUUGAAGCUGAGAUAGAGAUGGGUACACAAUCUGACCCUAGGAAGUGGUGGCGAUCAGUUGCAGAUUUUUGUACUCAAAAUCUUGAUGAUGGAGACUCAGAUGGUAUAUGUUCUGAGGAGGAGUUGCACGAAUUGAAGUCAGAUGAUGAGUUUGAUGCUGGUAAAAAUUCCAAAGAAUUCAACCCGAAAACCAAAAUGCAAAACUUCCAAUUUGUUCUUGGCAUGGAAUUUGCCACUGUUACAAUUUUAAGGAAUGCAAUAAGGGAGUACUUUAUUGAAGGUGAUCGAGAAUAUGUAUUUAUUGCCAAUGAUUCAAAUAGAGUUAGAGUUAAGUGCAAGGGUGCAAACUGUGAGUGGAUGUUGUUUGCUUCAAUAGUUAACAAGAUAUAUGGAAAAACAAUGAGGGUCAAAACACUUGUUGACAAGCAUAGUUGUGGCAUUGUUUUGGACAAUAAAAAGCUGACCUCAACUUGGCUUGCAAAGCACUUUUUGGAGCAAUUUAGGCUAAAUCCGAGUAUGGAAUACAAUGUAUUUAGGGAGAUAACUACAAAGACCAAGUACUCACGUGUGUCUAGCUGGACAUUUUACAGGGCCAAGACAAAAGCAAGGAAGAUGUUGGAUGGGUCUGUCAAGGAACAAUACGCCAUUCUUGAUGACUACUGUAAAAGGUUGUUGGCUACCAAUCCUGGAUCUACUGUGAAGUUGAAAACUGAUUUGGUUAAUGGGAGAAGGCAAUUUCAGCGUAUUUAUAUUUGUCUUAAGGCAUGUAGAGAUGGCUGGUUGGGAGGUUGUAGACCUCUAAUUGGUCUUGAUGGCUGCUUUUUAAAAGGAUAUUGUAAGGGCAUUUUAUUGGCUGCAGUAGGCAUUGACGGUAAUAACUCCAUGUUUCCCAUUGCCUACUGUGUUGCUGAAAAGGAAAACACUGAGGUUUGGACUUGGUUCUUGGAGCUAUUGAAGGCUGAUAUUGGGAGUUUGAGUCCCACCAAGGUGAAAAUGAUGAGUGAUCGUAAAAAAGGAUUAGAAAAUGCAGUGGGAGCCAUCUUCAGUGGGUGUGAGGUGAGGUUUUGUGUUAGACAUCUUCAUGCUAACUUUAAAAAGGAAUAUCCUGGACUUUUACUUAAGCAACUUUUGUGGGCAGCAGCUAAUAUUACAACACAAGCUGAGUUUGCUCGAACAAUGCAAGAAGUCAAGAGUGUCUCGGAUGGUGCUUACUAUUGGCUGGCAGGGAAGAACCCCACAGAAUGGACUAAGUCACAUAUUUCAGAGUACCCAAAAUGUGACAUUUUGGUGAACAAUUUGUGUGAGAGUUUCAAUGCAGCCAUACUUGAUGCUCGCGACAAGCCAAUUAUAACUUUACUAGAGAAAAUUAGAUUUUGGUUGAUGUCUCGGUUUUAUAACAAAAAAGCUGAGUUGGAGAAGAUGACUCAACCUGUGGGGAAGAGAAUUUUGAAGAUAAUUGAGAAGCAAAAAGAGGUUGCAAAGCAUUGUCUGGUUACUAGGUCUGACAAGUUUCAGUUUCAGGUUCAAUGCAGCAAUGGUAGUGCCUUGGUUGUCGAUUUGGAAUUCAGAACUUGUACAUGUAGGAGGUUUCAACUAUCUGGGCUUCCUUGUGGCCAUGCACUAGCUACUAUCUGGUUCAUGGGAGGUAAUGUCUUUGAUUAUGUCCACGGAUUCUAUAAAAAAGAAUCAUUGCAAAAAGCAUAUGGACAGAGUGUGCAUCCUAUGCCUAGUCCAGAUAUGUGGCCUCAGACAGGACUCAACCCAAUUGAUCCACCACCUGAGACGAAGCUGCCUGGAAGACCUAAGAAAGCUAGGAGAAGGGAGACAGAUGAACCUCCACCUGCUUUAAAGAAAGCUCGAAGAACUGGACAAGUUAAAACAUGCAGCAAUUGUCUUAAAACAGGCCAUAGGAGAGAAACAUGCAAAUCUGCUAAGGUGGUGGUUGAGGUAUAA